AUGGCUUCUGAAUCGCGACUAAAUCAAAUCGUCAAAGGAGCGUCUACGACUGACAUCAAGACCCCUCCAGCAACACCCCUCCCUGCUCUGGGAAAGUCCUCUCAAUCCGAGAAAUAUAUGCUCGACCCUCACCUUUCCACUCUUCCAUCUUCUCCUCCUCAGAUCUAUCUAAACCUAUUAAUCCUCGAGUCUUCUCUUCGAGCACAGUACCUCCACCUCGUCUCUCGACGACGUCUGAACACUUUCUUCCUCCUUAUCCUCGCAUUCUGGAAUGGAUUCUUCUUCUACGCCCUCUUCCUCCGCCCACGAGAAGACGGGAUGGGUCUCGGUGGUUCGGUCUACUGGGUCGUGGAAACUUUAGAAAAACUAGCCCUCAUGUGCGGCGCAGUUACGGUUUUAUUGGUCUGGGGCACCGGACAAUGGGAAAGAGGUAUCCGUUGGCCGCGCAAAUGGCUGGGGACCACGAACCGUGGCCUUCGACCUUUCAAUCUCCGCGUGGUGGUCAUCCGCGGUAAAUUCUGGCGAGAAAUGCUCGGCCACUUAGCUUUCCUUCUGCCUUUUGGCCUGUGGCGUGAAGCGGGCGGAUCAGAUUGGCACCUGGUAGAGCACGAGACGGGCGUCAUUGUGGAAGAAGACUUAGCCCAAGGCGGUGACGGGAUCAUGCUCCUCCUGCUCCCGAAAUCCUUCAGCCCCGAGUUCCGUGAGAACUGGGAAGAAUACCGGACUGAGUAUUGGGAAAAGGAAAACGAGCGGCGCGCCGGACUGCGGAGGAAACUCAACCUCCAACGCCGUGCCAGAGCGAAAGAAGUCGGUGGCUGGAAGUGGUGGACGGGAGCCUGGCGAUUGACAUCCCAACGCCAUUCCCGACGCCAUCAUGAUCUCGAGAAACAUCCCCACGGUCAUCAUGCACAUGGCCACUCGUCUCGACAUGCCUCACUUUCCGAAAAAGACGGCCACGCCCGCGGUGCGGGGGGGACCGGAACUCGACGCAGGACAGGUCCCGAUACGGACUCAACGCACAGUCGAAGCGGACAAUCAUCGCGGUCUUCGACGCCUCAUCUCGACCUCGACGGCAGCGUGGAGCGCCCUCUCCCCGAGCGCGUCCGGCGCGGAAGCAGCGUCAGCUCCACGGCCAGUGUCAGGCGAAAGACGCGCGACCGCAAGGACAGAGAAGGGACUCCGGCCUCAGGAGGACAAGGGCUAGGUAUCGGCUUGAGCCCGCUGACUUCAGCAUGUCCCGCGAGUGCGAGCGUGAGUGCUAGUACUAGUGCUAAUGCGAGUGGUGAGGAUGAGAGGGAAGAACGCCGCCGACGCAGGCGUGAGAGAGAAGCUGCGAAGGAGAAGAGAGAAAAAGAGAAGGAAAAAACGAAGGAAAGAGAUAGAGAUAGGGAUGAAACAGAUGCAGGAGGCACGAGUAAUCGUCCUCCAUCGCCGAAUGAAUCGCCUCUAUCGAAACCCGCAGCGUGA
This is a messenger RNA of Rhinocladiella mackenziei CBS 650.93, 1467 nucleotides long. RefSeq lists its product as uncharacterized. The coding region runs from base 1 to 1467 and encodes 488 amino acids. The record is from RefSeq and is a predicted model, not a curated record. Gene Ontology annotation, molecular function: phosphoprotein phosphatase activity; protein phosphatase regulator activity. NCBI's taxonomy places the organism in Eukaryota, Fungi, Ascomycota, Eurotiomycetes, Chaetothyriales, Herpotrichiellaceae. Gene Ontology annotation, biological process: nuclear envelope organization. The transcript has a single exon. Gene Ontology annotation, cellular component: Nem1-Spo7 phosphatase complex.